GGCGAAAGGAGCGCGGGAGCCAGAGAGAAAUGCCGCCUUGCGAAACGUCAGUUCGCGCUGGUUCUCACUCAAUACGAAUGUGCAUUGUACACAUACAUUGUAAGUACGCGUCUUGGAUCUCGAUCUAACUCGUGACUCCUAAAAUGUGAGUCUCCCGUUUUCGAUCUUUCUGUCGUCGUCCUGUUCGUUUCUAUCGAUGUAGAUCAAUUGUAUAAAUCUCUUUACUUUCCUCGAACAUUCUUAGAACAGGAAGAAGGUAAAGGACAAAUUAAAGAGACUAAAACUAAUUUGCAUUAGAAUGAAAUCAAUGAUCAGAGAACGAGCGAAAUGAGGAUGUUACUCGAGCAUUAUUUUCUCGUCGCGAUUGCUGUCGUUUCGCGCUGCGACAGUUGCGCCUGCGCAAACCGCCGCCAUAUUGCUACGUCAUGCGCGUCACUUCGUGCCUACUACGCGCCGGGACGCGGCGAACCCGCGUUUGUCCGCAACUUUCGUACAAUUUUCUCGCUGAAAAGCGAGUGCCGCGCAUAGAUUCGUAUCGGAAGUGUCGAAUGAAUGUCGGGCAAUCGUCGUGUCGUAUAAUCGCCCUCGCUUUUUGUGAUCGAGCUCGACGAAUCUUUCGAGCGACGAGAGCGGACCGGAUCGGCCGGGACUUGGCGCCAAGAACUUUCUGGGCUCCGAAUCAACAGGAAAGGAAAUACAGCAGUAGCAGCAGCAAUAAGUGUGUGAGUAAAUUAAUUGAGUAAUUUGUUUAAAUACAGCAGUUCACUAUUAUUCUUCGAUUAUCCUUCUGUUCGAAAAUAAAUUUGGUUACUGCCAGUUUAAGUAAUGCAAUAAUAUUAAUUAUUAAAAUAACAUUUGUUAUAAAAAGUGAAAGCUCGAAUCAUAACUUGUAACCCAGCACUAAAAGAUUGAAGAAAUAUUGCAUAAAUCUUAUAUUAAAACAUUGUAAUGUUUUACGGAAGUUACAAAAGAUUUCUGCAAUGUUACUACAAGCUUGCGAUAACGUUAAAAUGUCCGCAAUUUUUAAUCUAAAAAUAUUUAUAACGUUUCGGACUAUUUGGGAUCAUCUAUUGAUUUUACUGAUGGAAGAAACGAAACGCAACGCCAGUAAUUUUUAUUUCUACCAACUGCAUUAUUUUUACUAGUA
Molecule: messenger RNA, 1147 nt
Organism: Solenopsis invicta (red fire ant)
Lineage: Eukaryota; Metazoa; Arthropoda; Insecta; Hymenoptera; Formicidae
Exons: 2
Coding region: 426-743 (105 amino acids)
Source: RefSeq, a predicted model, not a curated record